CAUUUUGUGUUUGUUUGGGGUUUUAGUAGCUUGAGGUUGCUGGGUUUAGAGGGAAAGAUUGAAUUUUGAGUUAUCGAUUAUAGUUUUGAAGCUUAGCUUUUGUAGAUCAAAGUAAUCAGUUGUGUUGGAGUUAUACCACAAAGUCUGCAAGUUUGGCUAUUUGAUUAUGAUUCUGAAUCAGAGGAAGUAACACAUGCUUGGGUCUUUUGUAUUUUAAGUUGAAAAGUAUAUUACUUUGACGUUCAUGUCCAGCCUUUUGUUCUUAAUAUUUGAUAUUAGAAACCCUAGAAAUACUUGUUCUGGGACCAUUGGUUGUGGUUGGGAAGAAGGGGCCUUGGACUGGUUCAAACCAGUUACUUGGUAAAAAGAGGUGCUUGCAACUCCAAAAUACUGACUUAGGUUUUGAAAUUUUCGGUUUACUUGGUUAUUGGCGAAUGCAAGGAUUACUUUGGUUUAGUUACCUGAUGCUUGAUUAUCAGCAAUUUAGAGUUCCCAAUCUUUUUUUUCCCUCCAAAACACCAUUUGAAGUUCUGUCUCAAGUUUGUGUUGAUCUCAAGAUAACCUAGCAUGUGAUGAAAGCAAACAUUUUUUUGAUUUUAAAUUAUAUUUCUAGGACAUGUUCAUUUUCAUGGCAUCAUUUUUCUGUACAUUAUCAUGUUACCGGAUUCAUUUAAACCCUAUAGUAUAGAUUCUUCGCUUCUUCUUCUUCUUCUUCAUGUUUUCCUUUUCCAUUUUUUUCAACAGGUCAGUUGUGUCUGCCAUUAAAAUAGUUGGCUUCAUAGUCACAGGAAGUUGUGCUCAUCAUCUUAAAGUUUGAUGCUCGGGAAAAAUAGUCUUUUCAAUUCAAAUUAUAUGGAUGUUGAUGGAUUUUUACCUAGUAACUUGUAGAUUUCAUGCUUGAGGUCACACAUUUAGUUACGGAGCUUGUAGUUGUUCAAUGUUGGGAGCAGUAUGUGGAUGUUAGUUUGGAGAAAUGCAAAGGUAUCAUACUGCCGGCUGCACUAGUGCAGUUAACAAUAGCUCCAUUGGAGGCACAUCUUCUAGAGAUAGCAUCCGGACUGAUUCAUCUUCAUUGGCGUCCAACUUCUCUAUAAACCCUAGGCGGCCACCUCCUCUGAUUCCAUACAAGUUGAAGUGUGAUAAAGAACCGCUGAAUUCCCGACUUGGCCCCCCUGACUUUCAUCCUCAAACUCCAAAUUGCCCUGAGGAGACUCUCACUAAGGAAUAUGUUGUGGCUGGAUAUAAGGAUGCAGUUGAAGGACUUGAGGAAACCAGAGAAAUCUUACACACUCAGGCUCAAAGUUUUACCAGUCCUGUUGUCAAAAAAUGCAAAGAGGCUAUCAGAAAAUGUCUGAGGGCCAUUAAUGAGUCUCGUGCACAAAAGCGCAAGGCUGGUCAAGUAUAUGGUGUGCCUCUUUCUGGGUCAUUACUAACUAAGCCUGGUGUAUAUCCUGAACAAAGAUCUUGUGGUGAAGACUUCAAGAAGAAAUGGAUUGAGGGUUUAUCACAGCCCCACAAAAGAUUGCGUUCUUUGGCCGAUCAUGUGCCACAUGGAUAUAGGAAGAAAUCACUUUUGGAAGUUCUUAUCAGGAACAAUGUGCCAUUAUUUCGUGCCACUUGGUUUAUUAAAGUAACUUAUCUUAAUCAGGUAAAACCGAGUUCUACUAGUAUUUCUUCUGGCACACCUGACAAAAGUCAGUUGUCCCGGACAGAGCUCUGGACAAAAGAUGUUGUUGAUUACUUGCAGUCUCUCCUGGAUGAAUAUUUAUCCAGAAACAAUCCUCAUUCUGCUCCACACAGCAAAGAUAGAUCACAACAAUUGCUUUAUUCUGGCUCAGUGCAGCACAGAAGUGAUCCAUCAUCAGCCAUCCUUGAUAGCGAAGAGCCUUCCCUGCAUUUAAAGUUGCGGUAUGUGGCCCGGCUCUUGCACUGGCACCAUGCAGAAGGGCUGCUUCUUCCUUCAGUAAUCAUUGACUGGGUUCUUAGUCAACUACAGGAAAAGGACUUGCUUGAGAUUUUGCAGUUGCUGCUGCCAAUCUUAUAUGGUGUUUUAGAAACUGUUAUUCUUUCUCAAUCAUUUGUGCGCACUCUAGUGGGGGUUGCGGUUCGUUUCAUUCAUGAACCUUCUCCAGGAGGUUCAGAUCUGGUAGAUAAUUCUCGAAGGGCCUACACAACCUCUGCUUUAAUUGAGAUGCUUCGGUAUCUAAUAUUAGCUGUGCCAGAUACAUUUGUUGCUCUGGAUUGUUUCCCUUUACCACCUAGUGUAGUGUCUUAUGCAGUAAACGAUGGGACAUUUCUGUCAAAGGCUUCUGAGGAUGCAAGAAAGACAAAAGAUAAUUCAGCUGAAGUUGCUUGUGUUUUCAGAAGUAAAGGGCUUGAUGCUCAAUACCAAUCUUUGUCCUUUGAUCGGGUUGUUUCAUCCAUUCAGAAGCGUGCAGAUAACCUUGCCAAGGCUGUUAGCUCUGGCUAUCCAGUUCAUAGCGUGGCUAAAGCCUUGCAAGCUUUAGAUAAAGCUCUUUCACUAGGGGACAUUAGAGAGGCUUAUGGGUACCUUUUUGAAAAUUUUUGCGAGGGAGCUGUUCAUGAAAGCUGGAUAAAAGAAGUCAGUCCAUGCCUGAGAUCUUCUUUGAAGUGGCUGAGGGGUGUGAGCUUGUCACUCAUUUGCUCUGUAUUUUUGCUUUUUGAGUGGGCAACAUGUGAUUAUAGGGAUUUUCGGAGUGCCCCACCUCAUGAACUGAAAUUUACUGGCAGAAAAGAUUUUUCUCAGGUUUAUAUUGCAAGUCGGCUUUUGAAGUCAAAGAUACGAGAUCUGCAAAGUCCAUUUCGACGGAAGAAUGAGAAAUCCCCUGGAGUGAAUAGCCUUGUAAAAGGUCUCAAUCAGCCUAAUUAUUUGGGCAGGAUUCCUGUGGGAAAUGGAUAUGAAAUUAAAAGCAACUCAAAAACUGUGAGUGGACAAGGUACUAAUAUGUCAAAUAUAUUUGAAAGUCCAGGUCCUUUACAUGAUAUCACAGUGUGCUGGAUUGAUCAACACGAAGUGUGCAAUGUAGAGGGGUUGAAACGUCUUCAACUACUCAUUGUGGAACUUAUACAUUCUGGAAUUUUUUCCCCCCAAGUGUAUGUGAGGCAGUUGAUAAUUAGUGGAAUAAUGGAUGCAGCUGGUCCACCAGCUGACCUUGACAGGCGAAAGAGACACUAUCGAGUCUUGAAACAACUACCUGGGCUCUUUGUCCAUGAUGUUUUGGAAGACGCAAGGAUUUCUGAAGGGUCAGAACUUUCGGAGGCAAUGCGUAUUUAUUCAAAUGAACGUCGCCUUCUCCUUCAUGGACUUUUCUGUGAACGAUAUCAAAACUCAGUUAAAUCAAAUUUAUCUGUGAAGAAGCCCAAGCAUCAACCACCUAUUGCUGGAAAGGAUGGUGCCUCCCCAUCUUCUUUUGAGCAGUGGAAAAAUACUGGGUCCCACCCUUCUGCAAAAGUGAAGAAUGAAAUGGACAUUGAGGAACUGAAGGCAUCCAUAUCAGCACUGUUGCAACUCCCAAUAUGCUCCACAUCUUCAGACACGGGACUGGAUGAAUCUCAAGGGAGCGUUAAGAGGCCUGCUGAGUCAAUAGGCAGCAAAAUGGAUGUAGUAGAAACUCCUGGUUGCGAAGACUGUAGAAAGGCAAAGAGACAAAAGUUAAGUGAGGAAAGGAACUCAUACCUUCAAGGACAUUCUCCUAUAUCAGAUGAUGAAGAUACCUGGUGGGUACGGAAGGGGGCUAAACCCUUAGAUUCCUCUAAGAUUGAUCCACCACCAAAGUCUUCCAAACAGGUCUCCAAGGGUAGGCAAAAGGUUGUGCGUAAAACUCAAAGCCUGGCUCAUUUAGCAGCAGCCAGGAUUGAGGGUAGCCAGGGAGCUUCUACAAGUCAUUUUUGUGAUAAUAAGAUAAGCUGCCCUCACCACAGAACUGGAAUAGAAGGAGAUAAUCUCAGGUCAAUGGAUGGGCUGGGAAGAAUGUAUGGUGGAGAUAUUGUUUCAAUUGGUAAAUCCUUAAAACAACUGCGUCCUGUUGAGAAGAGGACAAUUACAGUUUGGUUGAUAGCUGUUGUUAGGCAGCUUGUUGAGGAGACUGAAAAGAGUGCUGUCAAGGCCAGCCAGUAUUCUAGAUCUCUUGUCAAUGUAGAUGAUAGGAGCUCUGUUAGAUGGAAGCUGGGCGAGGAUGAGCUGUCUGCUAUAUUGUAUUUGAUGGAUAUUUGCUGCGAUUUAGUUUCAGCAGCAAAGUUACUGCUCUGGUUGUUACCGAAGGUCCUUAGCAACCCUAAUUCUACAAUCCAUAGUGGGAGAAAUAGUAUGAUGCUGCCAAGGAAUGUGGAAAACCAUGCAUGUGAAGUGGGAGAGGCAUUUUUGUUAUCUUCUCUCCGAAGGUAUGAGAACAUAAUUAUUGCAACAGAUCUUAUUCCUGAAGUCUUGUCCACCACAAUGCACCGUGUUGCAGCACUGCUGGCAUCCAAUGGAAGAACUUCAGGUUCAGCAGCCUUAAUUUAUUCCCGACAUCUUUUGAGGAAAUACGGCAAUGUGCCAAGUGUUUUAGAAUGGGAGAAGAGUUUCAAGGCAUCAUGCGACAAGAGGCUUCUUUCUGAACUUGAAAUCGGACGAUCACUGGAUGCAGAAUUUGGAUUUCCACUUGGUGUUCCAGCAGGAGUUGAAGAUUUUGAUGAUUUUUUUCGUCAGAAGAUUAGUGGCAGUCGAUUAUCCAGAGUGGGUAUGAGCAUGAGAGAUGUUGUCCAAAGGAAUAUUGAGGAUGCUUUUCACUACUUUGGGAAAGAGAGAAAACUCUUUGGUGCUGGUACAGCAAAAGUUCCUGCUAUGGAAAAAUCUGAUGACACAUAUCAGAUAGCUCAACAAAUAAUCAUGGGACUUAUGGACUGCAUGAGGCAGACUGGUGGUGCUGCUCAAGAAGGUGACCCAUCCUUGGUGUCCUCUGCUGUUUCUGCCAUAGUCAAUAAUGUUGGACCAACUAUAGCAAAAAUGCCUGAUUUUUCUCUAGGCAGUAAUUAUUCAAAUGCUCCAGCUGGGACAGGUUUGCUAAAUUUUGCUAGGCGCAUUUUGCGCAUCCACAUAAAUUGCCUAUGCCUACUCAAGGAAGCUCUCGGGGAGCGUCAAAGCCGGGUUUUUGAGGUAGCUCUUGCAACAGAAGCCUCCUCUGCUCUCGCUACAGCAUUUGCUCCUGGAAAGGCUUCUCGAAGCCCAUUUCAGUUGUCCCCUGAAUCCCAUGAUUCAAGCGGGAAUAUCGCUAAUGAGAUCUUGAACAACUCUGCAAAAGCUGCUGGAAGAACAAAAAGUGCUGCUGCUAUUUCUGGACUUGUUGUUGGAGCUAUUAUCCAUGGUGUGACUACUCUGGAGAGAAUGGUGACUGUCUUCCGGUUAAAGGAAGGGUUGGAUGUAAUUCAAUGUAUAAGGAAUACAAAAUCCAAUUCUAAUGGUAAUGCUCGUUCAUUUCCUGUUUUUAAGAUGGACAACUCAAUCGAAGUUUAUGUGCAUUGGUUUCGGUUACUUGUUGGGAACUGCAGAACUGUAUCUGAUGGCCUGAUUGUAGAGCUCUUGGGUGAACCAUCUUUAGUUGCUCUUUCAAGGAUGCAGCGAUUGCUCCCUAUUAGCUUGGUUUUUCCACCUGCCUACUCUAUCUUUGCCUUUGUUAUUUGGAGACCAUUCAGUGCAACUCGUGAAGACAUCAAUCAAUUGUAUCGCUCUUUGACAAUGGCCAUCAGUGAUGCCAUAAAGCACCUGCCUUUUAGGGAUGUGUGUUUAAGAGACAGUCAAGGCUUUUAUGAUCUUAUAGCUGCAGAUUCCAGUGAUGCUGAGUUUGCUGCCAUGCUAGAAUUAAAUGGUCUGGACAUGCGUUUCAAAUCCAAGGCCUUUGUUCCGCUCCGAGGAAGGCUUUUUUUAAAUGCUAUUGUUGAUUGUAAAUUGCCACACUCUGUAUUUGUGCAAGAUGAUGGAAAUAGGGCUUCGGGACAUGGUGUAUCUAAGGUUCAACAUGCAGAGAAUGAAAUCAAGCUUCUAGAUAAGCUUGUGAAUGUAUUGGAUGCACUGCAGCCUGCAAAAUUCCAUUGGCAGUGGGUUGAACUCAGGUUGCUUUUGAAUGAACAAGCCCUUAUUGAAAAACUUGAUACUCAUGACAUUUCCCUAGCAGAUGCAAUCCGUUCUUCCUCUCCUGGCCCUGAAAAAGAAGCUGCUUCUGAAAAUGAAAAUAAUUUCAUUGAAAUCAUUCUUACAAGGUUGUUGGUCAGACCUGAUGCUGCUCCGCUUUUCUCAGAGCUGGUUCAUCUUCUUGGGACGUCUCUAGAGAACUCAAUGCUAUUGCAGGCUAAAUGGUUCUUAGGAGGCCAUGAUGUUCUUUUUGGACGGAAAACCAUUAGACAACGGCUUAUUAAUAUCGCCGAGAGUAAAGGUCUUUCAACUAAAGCUCACUUUUGGAAACCUUGGGGCUGGUCCAAUUCUGGUUUUGAUCCUGUGAUGAACAGAGGGGAUAAGAAGAAGUUUGAGGUUCCCUCUCUUGAAGAAGGGGAGGUUGUUGAAGAGGGCACUGAGACAACAAGGUCUGGAAAAGGGUCCUUUCCAGUAUUUGAGUCUGAAGGUUCUAGUCUCUUCCAUCAGAAUGUGACUGAAAGGGCUCUUGUUGAACUAGUUCUUCCCUGCAUAGAUCAAGGUUCUGAUGACUCUCGCAAUACAUUUGCAACUGAUUUGAUCAAGCAGUUGAAUAAUAUUGAGCAGCAAAUAAACUCGGUCACUCGUGGUACAAAUAAGCAAACGGGAACAGCAUCUUCUGGACUGGAAGGUCCAGCAAAUAAAAGUAACAAUCGCAAAGGAAUAAGAGGUGGCAGUCCUGGAUUGGUGAGACGAACUGCAGCAGCUGCAGAUUCUAACUUCCCCUCUCCUGCUGCCCUACGAGCUUCUAUGUUACUGCGGUUGCAGUUAUUGCUAAGGUUGCUUCCUACCAUAUGCACAAAUGGUGAGCCAUCUGGGCGGAACAUGAGACACAUGCUUGCCUCUGUCAUACUUCGUCUUCUUGGUAGUAGGGUUGUGCAUGAAGAUGCAGAGCUAUCUUUCUAUCCUUUGCAAAGCUUCCAAUCUAAGGGGGAACUAGAGUUGCCGUUGGAAGCUGCUUCAGAUUUAUCUGGUGAAAGUCUCUUUGACCGGUUACUGUUGGUCCUGCAUGGGUUGUUAAGCAGCUCCCGGCCAAGCUGGCUGAUGCCAAGACCUGCCUCUAGCUCCAAGUCAGUCAAUGAAUCCUCCAAGGAUUGUGCUGGAUUUGAUCGUGACUUAGUGGAGAGUUUGCAGAAUGAUUUAGAUCGUAUGAAGCUGCCCGGCACAAUUCGACUGCGUAUCCAAGCUGCAAUGCCUAUUCUUCUACCUUCUGUUCGAUACUUUGUCUCUUGCCAGCCACCACCUGUCCCCACAGCUGCUGUUGCUUCACUUCAACCCAGCAUUGCAAUUUCAGGGGUUUUAAAUGGAAAUAACUCUCAGAAAAAUCCAGCUCCUUUGGCACGCUCUGCAAAUAACAUAUCAACAAAAUCCAAGCCACUGCCACUUCCGCUGCCACUGCAACUUGAUAAUGAUACGGAGAUUGAUCCAUGGACAUUGUUGGAAGAUGGCACUGGAUCUGGCUUAUCUUCAAGCAACACUUCUGUGAUUGGCAGCAGUGACCAUGCUAAUCUUCGUGCUUCCAGCUGGCUUAAAGGGGCUGUCAGGGUGAGGCGGACUGACCUCACCUACAUUGGUGCUGUGGAUGAUGACAGCUGACCUCGACUUCAUUCUUGAUUUUGUUCUUGGAGAGCAGCGCCGAGCCGCACCCCCUCCCCCCAACAACCGAAAUGAACUUCAUUCUUGAUUUUGUUCUGGAGUGCUCAAAUCCCCCUCAACAGGUAAUUUAAUGCUUUCAUCUGUCACACAAAAUUGGCAUCAAGAUUCUACCUCGUUCUUGUCUUUGAUGGAAAAGGGAGCUGUAUGUAGGGGCGGUUUUUCAGAGGGGAGGGGUGGGGGUGCAGGAUGGAGUGCUGGUGGAAAUAGAGAAAGUGAUGACGCUCCUACACAACCUGCCCCACCAGGUCUUGGUCCUGCUCAACUACUAACCUUUUAAUCACCCACAAUCUGGGCUGUAUUAUCCAGGUGCAGUUCAGAGUAUUGUUGUAUAUAUGAGAUAACUGUUUUUACUUUGCAAUUGAUCAUGGUAAAAUAUCCUAAAGAAUGACCUGUGGCAUUUUCAUUGGCAUCAAUCUAUUGUUGCAACUCUCUCUCUCUCUCAUUUAUGCAUGUGUUCAAUAAUUACAAUUGUAUAUUUGCAUGCUCUGAUGUGUGUAGUGUAUUUAUUUGUUGUGUUUUA
This is a messenger RNA of Populus euphratica (Euphrates poplar), 8360 nucleotides long. RefSeq names its product mediator of RNA polymerase II transcription subunit 12-like. Gene Ontology annotation, cellular component: mediator complex. The transcript is spliced from 13 exons. Gene Ontology annotation, biological process: regulation of transcription by RNA polymerase II. The record is from RefSeq and is a predicted model, not a curated record. Gene Ontology annotation, molecular function: transcription coregulator activity. Lineage: Eukaryota; Viridiplantae; Streptophyta; Magnoliopsida; Malpighiales; Salicaceae. Bases 974 to 7780 code for a protein of 2268 amino acids.